AUGGCUCCUCUGACUCCUGAGGACUGCUGCAGGGGCCCUGCCUGCCUAGAGCACACUGACUACACUAAUGAGAACCGCUGGUCUCCCCAGCCCCCUCCCCAGCCAUACUACCCUGGCACUAAUCCAUCAGAGGGGCAGUCAGGCUGCACGCCACCACCCCCGCCGCCACCCAUCCCCGCUACCCACCAGUGCCCAGUGCCGCAGCAGAGGCCCCAGCUGGGGGACCGCCAAAGCUCGGUUUCCUCAACGCCUAUCCUUGUGCCUCCGGCCGUCAAGAUGUUUCGCUGUGAUUGUCAUGAAAGAACCAGUUCUCCGGGAACAAAACCAGAGGACGCAAAUAGGCGAGGAGUGACGGCAUCCACACGGGCCCUGCUGGUUUCUCUGACCGUCUGCUUCAGUCCCGCCCACCGCCACCUGGCUCUGCUGCGCACCGCCGACUGGAGGCAGAGCGCCGCUACUCCUCUUCCCCACACCAGCGGAGAAGCAGAAACCUGGGAGCCCCUGAACACCGCGGCCCCUGCGCUUUUUGACGAGACUCCGGGCUUCUCCCCUCUUCACACUCACCACGAGCCUCGUCGUGAGCUGCCCUUCUUCUUUUGUCGGAGUUUGAAACCACCUUUUCUCGAGCCGCUGGAAGUACGCCGCCUCAGCCCCGGGACUCCGCAGCUUUCGGCCACACGACACCGGCGGAUCAUCGCGGGCACCGUGCGCAAUUCCACGCUAACCAUCGAAGAAUUUCACUCCAAGCUCCAAGAAGCCACCAACUUCCCGCUGCGACCCUUUGUCAUCCCCUUUCUGAAGGCCAACCUGCCGCUUCUCCAGAGGGAGCUGCUGCACUGUGCCCGGCUGGCCAAGCAGAACCCGGCCCAGUACCUGGCCCAGCACGAGCAGCUGCUGCUGGACACCAGCACCACCUCCCCUGUGGACUCCUCCGAACUCCUAAUGGACGUCAACGAGAACGGCAAGAGGAGGACGCCAGACAGAACCAAAGAAAAUGGCUUCGAGCGAGAUGGCGCCCUGCACCCGGACGUUCACCCCAACAAACGGCCCUGCACCAUCAGCCCCGCCCAGCGCUUCAGCCCAUCCAACGGGCUCUCCUACCAGCCCAACGGCCUGCCCCACCCAGGCCCAGUCCCCCCGCAGCACUACAGGCUGGACGACAUGGCCAUCGCCCAUCACUACCGAGACAACUACAGACACUCGGCCUCCAACCACCGGGAGGUCCGGGAGAGAGCCAGGUCCAUCGUACAUGCAGGGACCAGGCAGGAGGAAGUGAUUGACCACAGGCUGACGGACAGAGAGUGGGCCGAGGAGUGGAAGCACCUUGACCAUCUGCUGAACUGUAUCAUGGACAUGGUGGAGAAAACACGGCGCUCGCUCACGGUACUGCGGCGAUGCCAGGAGGCCGACCGAGAGGAGCUCAACUACUGGAUCCGAAGAUACAGCGACGCUGAAGAGCUGAAGAAGGGCGCCACUAGUGGGCAGCCAAGGCAGCAGAGCCCCGCAGCACAGGAAAAUGCAACACCAGAAAUCCACAGGGAGCUGCUGCACCGGCCUGUGUCUGGCUACGUCCCGGAAGAGAUUUGGAAGAAAGCUGAGGAGGCAGUGAAUGAGGUCAAGCGUCAAGCCAUGUCAGAGCUGCAGAAGGCCGUGACGGAGGCUGAGCGCAAGGCUCACGAGAUGAUCAGCAGCGAGCGGGCCAAGAUGGAGCGCACGGUGGCCGAGGCCAAGCGGCAGGCGGCCGACGACGCCAUCUCCGUAAUCAACCAGCAGGAGGACUCCAGCGAGAGCUGCUGGAACUGUGGCCGCAAAGCCAGUGAGACUUGCAGUGGGUGCAACACAGCACGCUACUGCGGCUCCUUCUGCCAGCACAAGGACUGGGAGAAGCACCACCACGUCUGCGGCCAGACCCUCCAGGCCCAGCAGCAGCAGCAGGCUAACCAGCAGCAGGGAGGCGUUCCCGGGUCAGAGACCCCCGCUCCCAUUAGCUCAUCCGCCUGCACCCCGAGCAGUGGGACCGGGAGUCCGGCUGCUACCCCGCCUGCUGCUACACCUCGCUCAUCCACCCCCAGCACCCCAUCCUCCACCGCCCUGGAUGGCACACCCCGCUAAGAGACUCUCACAGAGGACGGAGGCGUGAAGGCCUGGAGGGGCUCAGAGCCCUCAACCCCACACACAGCAUGACUGUCUACAUUGCCUUGCAAAGAUGCUAAGCUAACAUGACUAACAGAGAGAGAUGGCAAUGCUUCUGUCCUAUCCUGCAGCGUAGUCAUAGAAGGAGGAGGAGGAGGUCCAUAAUCAGGUCAUAUUGACUUGCCAUGACUUUAAGGAAACUCAAAGAUAUUCUUUGUUUUGAAUGAAUGAAUUUAAAUAUUGACAUCCUUUUGUCGUUACACUUGCUCUUCUUGUUGUCUGUUUGUCGUUGUGCCUGUUGUUGUUAAUGUUGCUGUCAUUGUAGCUUAUCUUAUUUUCUCCUGUAAAUAUGAGACUGACCAGAGAUAGCCGUGAACCCAAGAACAGUAUAUAUCUGACCUCCCUGUUUUUUAUGUUUUUAUUUUCCAUCCUGGAAUUAACACUUAAUUACUUCCUGUACCUGGGACAUGAGACUAGUCAACCUCAAGACGACGAUUUACCAAACGACAUACCAAGGGAAUAUAACUAGCUAGCGGAAGAUGGCAUCAGCAUUCUUCGAAAAGGAAAGAAAUUCGAUUUAGAAAACUCUGAAAGACGCUGACGGAUGGAGACAUAAAUACAUUUGCUGCCUGGAGAGGGGAGAGGGAUGGACUGGAUCUCUGGUCCACAGACUGCCAUGAAACGGGCAGAUGUGCGGCAGAUUGCGAGCAGAGCCAGCUGUUCAACCAAUGUUAUUUCCCUCUCACUUGUAAUAAUAUCCAGGUCAGUGGGCUGGGAAAUACAAAUCCGUCUCCCUGAAGCAUGUAAAAGGAUACAAAAAACUUUGCCCACUGCACAUGUGGAGGAUGUACUGACUCCAAUUCACACGUGCAUGCUCGGUGGGUCGGCGAAGCUCCUCCAGCAGCAAGCGAAGGCAUCAACCCGCCGGUGAGACUGUCAAAUCACCUGGACAGCAGCACACCGGGACACACGGAUCCGAAAGUCCACAGUGUGACCACUCACCCCACACUCUCCCCUUCACCUCUGAAAAAAAAACAUUCUCUCAUCUUUCUUCAUGUUCUUUUUCUAUAGAUGUCAUGGUGUUUAAGACUUCUGUCCAGUGGUGUCAUCAAUGGUUAUUUAUUGUAUAUGUGUUGGACAAUUGUGACACUGCAUAGUACUUCAACCAGUCACAACUCAAAUACCUUCAUAACUCUCUCUCUCUCUCUCUCUCUCUCUCUCUCUCUCUCUCUCUCUCUCUCUCUCUCUCUCUCUCUCUCUCUGUCUCUCUCGCUCUCCCUCUCUCUAGCUGGUGCAAAAAGAGACAAAAAAAAAGAAGUGUUAUCUUUUUUCCAAGCUGCUUUUGUGUUCUGUGUGUAGGUGGUAGAUCCCUCGUAGUUACUAUAAGUUUAACUUCCCUUUGUCCUCAAGAAAAGACAGAAGCUAUAUCUCAGAGCUGCUACUUGAGUCCGACCCAGAUCUUUUCUGAGAACUAGCAUGUUGCGCGGAAUGCUACCCUAAAUGUUUUGUACAAGGGACAUACAUAAAUGUAUUGCACUGUCACGGAGGUUAUUUUGGCAUGCUUCUUUUCAGCAUACUUGUGUUGUUGGUAUAGAGCCAUAACUCUUCAGCCAUUUUGUACGUAGUGAUAGCAUAAUCCAUUUUUGG
This is a messenger RNA of Pleuronectes platessa (European plaice), 3780 nucleotides long. RefSeq names its product RUNX1 partner transcriptional co-repressor 1 (gene runx1t1). Gene Ontology annotation, cellular component: nucleus. Gene Ontology annotation, molecular function: transcription corepressor activity. Bases 1 to 2112 code for a protein of 703 amino acids. The record is from RefSeq and is a predicted model, not a curated record. The transcript is spliced from 13 exons. Lineage: Eukaryota; Metazoa; Chordata; Actinopteri; Pleuronectiformes; Pleuronectidae. Gene Ontology annotation, biological process: DNA-templated transcription; negative regulation of DNA-templated transcription.